CUGGAUUUACGUCAAAAAUAUAUAAUAUCGUUUGCACGUUAUUGAAUGGCAAUUCCUCUAUGUCUAAAUUGGUACCCAUUCUUCUUUACUCACUAAUAAUGGGGGUGAGCUCAUUCAUUUCGGGCCUGAUUCCAUUAUCAGUUAAUUUUUCCGCUAGCGGUCUUCAUCUGGUUUCCGUGUUCAGUGUGGGCCUACUAAUCUCAACUGCAUUCGUUCUUAUCAUUCCCGAAGGACUGGAGCAUUACACCGUUCAUGAGCCGAUCGGUUUAUGGCUCCUAACCGGUUUUAUCGUGUUAUUCAGUAUCAAUUCCAUUACUUCCAUAAUCAACUCCAACACGAACGUUCCGUCGCAAUUCGAACAAUCCUUUCAGCUAUCGCAUUUAAAUGAUGAAUUCAUACGACCAUUGUCGCCUCCAGAGUCUGCACAGGCUCAGUCACAACUGGAACGACCAUUUGUUGCUUCAAAACGAGAGAAAAAUAUGCUUUUAGCACCUUUCAAAAACCCAAGGACUUUAGGACUUAUCAUUCAUGCUCUAACAGACGGUAUAGCUUUGGCAUCCUCCAUAAUGUCAGAUUCAGACGAGUCUGUGGACUUUACCUCUGUGUUUGUGGUUUUUGCAAUCUUUGUCCAUAAACUACCUACUUGCUUCGCUCUAUCCUCUCUGUUGCUUGCUAGUGGAACAUCCCACAAAGAGAUCCUCUACCAUGUUGGAGUUUUCUCAUCAUCAUCGCCUAUCGGUGCAAUUUUGACUUACUUGAUGGUGGCGUUCGUUAUCAAUAGCAACUUUAAUGAGGCUGCUGGCGAGCUUCUGAUCUUCAGUGGAGGAGCUUUUCUGUUUGUUGGUUUCCAUGCUCUUCACGAGACCCUGGAUCAUAACCAGAGUUCAAAAGAUAGAAUUUCGCAAUUUAAGGGGCUUGGUCUGUGCUUACUGGGAAUGAUUAUACCUGCAUUUAUUGCACUCGUUAGAGACGAGGCAUAAACCAUGUCGCGCUUCUUUAUAAAAUAGAACAAUUAGUAUACAGUUCAUCCUAUGCAAAACUUACUUGCGCUUGAGAACUUUGCGGUUCAGCCACUUAUCCUUUUUCGACUUGAUGUUAUUUGUUGGUACGCUCAAGAGACCCCUGUUCUUAUUGAGAACCUGAACUCGCACAGGGCCCUUCCUCAUCACUUUCUUACUCAUUCCACGAGCCUCCUUGAGCUUAACUGCCAAGAUCUCCUUUCGAGUAGUAGCUGGUUCCUCAUCAUUGAAGACAGUUUUUUUAGGCUUUUCGAGUUCCUCCUCUGCGUCGUAAUUCUGUAACAGGUCUUGAGGAAGAAAUUUUGGGGUUUCCUCGGGUUUCUCAGCCCUCUUUCUGCGUUGUUCCGCUUGUUGCCGAUUUCGUUCCUCAAUUUGCUUUCGUUUCUCUUUCUUUUGUCUUUCGAUAUCUCGAAGCGCAGCACGCUCAGCCUCAAGUUUAGCUAUCACGUUUUCUUUUCCCGUAAGUAAAGAUUCCUCUUCAGGUGCUUCAUCGCUGUCUUCUUCGACAUUAUUAGCAUUUAUGUCUUCGGGUAAAGUCUGUUUGACUGCUUCAUAUACAUUGUCAUCUAACUUCUUGUGGCUCCUCAAA
This is a messenger RNA of Ogataea polymorpha, 1608 nucleotides long. RefSeq lists its product as uncharacterized. Gene Ontology annotation, biological process: transmembrane transport; zinc ion transport. Gene Ontology annotation, molecular function: metal ion transmembrane transporter activity. The record is from RefSeq and is a predicted model, not a curated record. Gene Ontology annotation, cellular component: membrane. The transcript is spliced from 2 exons. Lineage: Eukaryota; Fungi; Ascomycota; Pichiomycetes; Pichiales; Pichiaceae. Bases 60 to 980 code for a protein of 306 amino acids.